Messenger RNA from Carassius auratus (goldfish), 3989 nucleotides. Its product is annotated as WASH complex subunit 5. Gene Ontology annotation, cellular component: endosome; WASH complex. Bases 164 to 3643 code for a protein of 1159 amino acids. The transcript is spliced from 29 exons. The record is from RefSeq and is a predicted model, not a curated record. NCBI's taxonomy places the organism in Eukaryota, Metazoa, Chordata, Actinopteri, Cypriniformes, Cyprinidae. Gene Ontology annotation, biological process: endosome organization; regulation of actin nucleation; actin filament polymerization.
AGCAGUUAACGCUACACUAAGCGCUGGGCGGAGCUCUUCUCGUGACACUCACGUGAUUUGUAAACAGGAAGUGUCUGGUCCGUACUGCAGAGGAUCUUGCCAUCCCUAAGGAUACUGAAUGAAUCUUUGAUCAGAGAGCAGAUCUUCUGGUUUCUUCCUCAUCAUGGUGGACUUUCUGGCAGAGAACAACCUGUGUGGUCAGGCCAUCCUGAGGAUCGUGUCCAGAGGGAACGCCAUCAUAGCUGAACUACUCAGACUGUCAGAAUUUAUCCCUGCAGUUUUCAGACUCAAAGACAAGAGCGACCAGCAGAAAUAUGGAGACAUAAUCUGUGAUUUCAGCUACUUUAAGGGUCCGGAGUUUUAUGAGAGUAAACUGGAAGCCAAGCCGGAGCUGCAGGACUUGGAUGAGGAGUUUCGGGAAAAUAACAUCGAGAUAUUGACACGGUUCUACCUGGCCUUUGAGAGUGUCCAUAAAUACGUUGUAGACUUGAUAAGGUACUUGGAUGAUCUCAAUGAAGGGGUCUACAUUCAGCAAACACUAGAAACUGUUUUAUUAAAUGAAGAUGGAAAACAGCUCCUGUGUGAGGCUCUGUACCUGUAUGGAGUCAUGUUACUGGUCAUUGAUCAGAAGAUGGAGGGAGAGGUGAGAGAAAGGAUGCUGGUGUCCUACUACAGAUACAGUGCUGCUCGCUCCUCGGGUGACUCAAACCUGGACGACAUCUGCAAGCUGUUGCGUAGCACGGGAUACUCCAGUCACCCGGGGGCCAAACGGCCACCAAACUACCCUGAGAGCUACUUCCAGAGAGUUCCCAUCAGCCCCGUCUUCCUCAGUAUGGUGAUCGGCCGCCUCCGCUCUGAUGACAUUUACAACCAGGUCUCUGCGUAUCCUCUGCCGGAGCACCGCAGUACAGCGCUGGCAACGCAGGCCGCUAUGCUGUGUGUCUGCUUAUACUUCACCCCCUCCAUCCUGCACACACAACAGGCCAAGAUGAGAGAGAUCGUGGACAAAUACUUCCCUGACAACUGGGUUAUAAGUAUAUACAUGGGGAUCACCGUGAAUUUGGUGGAGGCGUGGGAACCAUAUAAGGCUGCUAAAACUGCCCUGAACUACACACUGGACACGGCCAACAUCAGAGAACAGGCCGGGCGAUACGCUGCCAGUGUGGAGAGUUUGCGGCCGCAGGUGCAGCAGUCAUUGAAGGAGGGAUUCCUGAGAGAGGAAAUCAUCCUGGACAACAUUCCCAAACUGCUCAACUGCCUCCGUGACUGUAACGUCGCCAUCCGCUGGCUGAUGCUGCACACUGCAGAGUCCGCUUAUGAUCCAAACAACAAGAGACUGCGUCAGAUCAAAGAUCAAGUCAUCAGCGACUCCAAAUACAAUCCCAAAAUUCUGUUUCAGCUGCUUCUGGACACGGCCCAGUUUGAGUUCAUACUCAAAGAGAUGUUCAAGCAGAUGUUGGCAGAGAAGCAGCUGAAGUGGGAGAGCUAUAAGAAAGAGGGAUCGGAGAGAAUGGUGGAGCUGGCCGAGGUGUUUUCUGGAGUCAAACCUCUCACCAGGGUGGAGAAAAACGAGAACCUUCAGGCCUGGUUCAGAGAGAUCUCCAAACAGAUCGAGUCCCUGAACUACGAGGACUCGACCGCUGCCGGCAGGAAGACCGUGCAGCUCAUUCAGGCUCUCGUGGAGGUCCAAGAGUUUCACCAGCUGGAGUCCAACCUGCAGGUGAGUCAGUUCCUGGCGGACACACGCAAGUUCCUGCAUCAGAUGAUCCGCACCAUCAAUAUCAAAGAGGAAGUGCUCAUCACCAUGCAGAUAGUGGGAGAUCUGUCCUACGCCUGGCAGAUCAUUGACAGCUUCACCUCAAUAAUGCAAGAGAGUAUCAGAGCUAACCCUUCGAUGGUGACCAAACUCAGAGCCACUUUCCUGAAGCUUGCGUCUGCGCUGGAUCUGCCUCUCCUCCGAAUCAACCAGGUCAACAGUCCAGAUCUGCUGAGCGUGUCUCAGUUUUACUCUGGGGAGCUGGUGGCUUAUGUCAGAAAGGUCCUGCAGAUCAUUCCAGAGAGCAUGUUCACCUCGCUGGCCAAGAUCAUCAAACUGCAGAUCCAUGACAUCAUGGAGGUGCCCACACGUCUGGACAAAGACAAACUGAAGGACUACGCUCAACUCAGUGCCCGCUAUGAGGUGGCUAAGCUCACUCAUGCCAUCUCAGUCUUCACUGAAGGUAUUCUGAUGAUGAAGACCACGCUCGUCGGCAUCAUCAAGGUGGAUCCGAAGCAGCUUCUGGAGGACGGGAUCAGGAAAGAGCUCGUCAAACGUGUUGCUUACGCCCUGCACAAAGGCCUCUUCUUCAACCCCAAAGCCAAGCCCAGUGAACUGAUGCCAAAGCUGAAGGAAAUGGCUGCCACCAUGGAUGGGUUUUACCGCUCGUUUGAAUACAUUCAGGAUUACGUGAGCAUCUACGGCCUGAAGAUCUGGCAGGAGGAAGUGUCUCGUAUCAUCAACUACAACGUAGAGCAGGAGUGCAACAGUUUCCUCCGAACCAAGAUCCAAGACUGGCAAAGCGUCUACCAGUCCACUCACAUUCCCAUUCCCAAGUAUCCGUCCGUUGAUGAAUCGGCCACGUUUAUCGGACGCCUCUGCAGGGAGAUCCUGAGGAUCACAGAUCCGAAAACGACGUGUUACAUUGAUCAGCUGAACACCUGGUACGAUAUGAGGACGCAUCAGGAAGUGACCAACAACCGACUCUUCUCUGAGAUUCAGGACACGCUGGGCACCUUUGGCCUGAACGGACUCGACCGACUCUUAUGUUUCAUGAUCGUCAAAGAGCUGCAGAAUUUUCUGACAGUCUUUCAGAGGAACAUCCUGAGGGACAAAGCUGUGGUUGACGUCUUUAAAGCUCUGCUGACGGCUGUCAAUCCUGUCAAAGGGAUUGUGGCAAAUGCGAGCAAAGUCUACGCCAACGCUGCGGCCAAAACUCAGAGGAUCUGGCCAGCGUAUCUGGAAGCCAUCAUGAAGGUGGGUCAGAUGCAGAUCUUGAGGCAGCAGAUAGCUAAUGAACUGAACUACUCCUGCAAAUUUGACUCGAAACACCUCGCUGCGGCGCUGGAUAAUCUGAACAAGUCUCUGCUGUCUGAUAUCGAAGCUCAUUACCAGGAUCCUUCGCUGCCGUAUCCCAAAGAGGACAACACUCUGCUCUACGAGAUCACCGCGUAUCUGGAGGCCGCAGGAAUCCACAACCCACUCAACAAAAUCUACAUCACUACCAAGCGUCUGCCUUACUUUCCCAUUGUGAACUUCCUGUUCCUCAUCGCGCAGCUGCCCAAACUGCAGUACAACAAAAGCCAAGGCAUGACGUGCAGGAAGGCAGCAGAUGCGUUGGAUUGGGCUCCUCUGGUGUUGGGUCUCCUGACGUUGCUCAAACAGUUUCAUUCCAGAUACACUGAACAUUUCCUGGCUCUGAUCGGACAGUUUAUUCGCUCCAUAAUGGAGCAGUGCACCAGUCAGAAGAUUCCAGAUAUGCCUUCAGAUGUAGUCGGAGCAUUAAUGUUUCUGGAGGACUAUGUGCGUUACACUAAACUGCCCAGAAAGGUGGCAGAGGCUCAUGUGCCAAGUUUCAUUUUUGAUGAAUUCAGGACUGUACUGUAAAUGUGCCUGUUGUAAUGUCAAAUCAUAUUUGAUAUCAUCUGUCUUUCUCUUUAACCAUUAAUGAAAUUAACAUUUUUAACAUUUAAGUUUUAAAACAUGAUCAUCUUUGGUAGCCGUUACUGACCUGAUGUUCUGCUGGUGUAAUAAAUGCCAUGUGUAUGUUUUGAUACAACUUCAGACAUUUACACAAAAAAUAAUCUCUAAUUCACAACCUCUCAAGAUUUAUUGCUUUUAUAAAAUAGUGGCAACAGCAGUAAGAUAAAAACUAUUUUGUGCAUGUGCUUCAUUGGUUUAAAUGUACUCUGUGGCUCAACCAAUCAGAAUAUAGAGUAAGAAUUAUUCUAAA